Messenger RNA from Chlamydomonas reinhardtii, 7833 nucleotides. RefSeq lists its product as uncharacterized. NCBI's taxonomy places the organism in Eukaryota, Viridiplantae, Chlorophyta, Chlorophyceae, Chlamydomonadales, Chlamydomonadaceae. The transcript is spliced from 26 exons. The record is from RefSeq and is a predicted model, not a curated record. The coding region runs from base 231 to 7508 and encodes 2425 amino acids.
AUGCUUCAUAGUCAGUUUGCCAAGCAACUUUACCGUCCUGUCGUGUGAAGAACUGCGACCGACGCGAAGUCAACGGCUACGCUUGUGCGGAUUCCCAAGCAGCGCUCUUGUCAGAUUAUAUGAUACUAGCAUGACCACAUCCAAUUGAGCGUGGUGACCAGCAAGGCGACACCUGCCGACGCCUCCCGCCAACGCCACCCCACAGCCUUGCUGCCACCCCACGAACGGCGAUGCCCCACCACGCGCGGUGCGGGUGCAGGGGCCGCCGUGCCGCCGCCGCAGCAACGGAGUGCGCGAGUAGCCUAGGCCACAGUGCCUGCCGCCACCCCGUGCCGGGUCCAUUUGGUGAUGCGAGCAGGUGCUGCAGCGGCGGCGGCGGUAGCAGCAGCAGCACCAGGCACGAACGGCGGUCGCAAAGCCACAUGGGAGCGCGGCGGCGGACGCUGCUUCACGCGAGCCUCAUCGCCGCAUUCCUCGCGGCGUGUUUGUCAGUGCCCAUGUCCGCUGCGGCGAGCGCAGCGGCCGCGGCGACGGCCCCCGCAGCUGGGGAAGCGGCAACGGCAGCCGGGCUGCAGGCGGGCCGGGGCGGCGCCCUCAGUAGACUGCUCCUCCUAGCUGACACGGGCCCUGUGGCUAAGGCCGAGGCUGAAGCUGAGACUCAGGCUGAGACUCAGGCUAAGGCUGAGGCUGAGGCUUCAAGUCCUGAAGCGACAGCGACAGGCGUGUCAGCGUCAGCGGCAGGGGCAGGAGCAGUGGCGAGCGGAGGGGCAGCGAGGGCAGCGGGGGAAGGAGGAGGCGCAGCAGCAGGGAGAGCAGCAGGGGAAUCCGCAAGCGGGGGAGCAGCAGGCGGCAAAGGUGAUGGAGAGGUGGUGCUGGAUGACCUGGGCGACGGCGAUGGCACCGGAGAUGGCGGCGGCGGCGGCGGGGCUCUGCUGAUGCGUCCGUCCUUUGACGCGUCACUGGACUGGGCGGCGAACGUGACGGCCAAGGGCCCUCAUGGCUGCACGCUGCCCAAGCGCGCCGCGCCGCCCGGCCGCCUGCCGCCGCGCUGCCCGCCGCCGCGCCGCACUGUGAGCGAGGAAGAGGCGCGGCGGCUGGGCUGGAGGUUCGCGCCGCUGCUGCACCAGCACCCGCUGGACUGGUCGCGCCUGUCCGACCCGGCGGCCUGGCUGCGCGGCGCGGCGCUGCUGGACCCGCUCACCUACACCCUCACCAGCUUCGACCAGUACCUGGAGGCCAGGCACCGGGCGCGGCGUGUGCGGGUGGAAAAGGCAGCGGAGGCCGCCGCCGCCGCCCGAGCCGCCGCAGAGAAGGCCAGUGGCAAGGCCGGCUCGCACACCGCCGCCUCACACGCCGCGGCAGCGCGCGCCGCCGGCGCCGCCGCGGCCGCCGCCGCGGCGGCGGCGGCGGCCGCGGACCCGUACUGGCUCAUUCACGAGUCGUAUGACACGCACAACUACUUCGCCACCCGCCUCACGCGGCGUGUGCAGCACGCACAGCACCGGUCGCCGCCGCCGCCGCUGGCGCCAGGGGCUGAGGCCCUCGGCAGCAACGCGUCUCACGCCCCGUCUGCGGCAGCAGCAGCAGCCGCGGGGGCUUCCGGGUCGGGCCGGGGGCUGCACCAAGGCCGGAGGGCUGCGGAAGAGGUGGGCGGCCGGAGGAGCAGGCGGCUGCGCGAGGAGCAGGAGGAGGGGCAGGAGGGGACGGAGGAGGAUCAGGCGCAGCAGGGGAAGAAGGGGAAGGAGGGGAAGGAGGGGAGCCGCCUCGCGGCCAGGGCCACGGGCGAGGCGGGCGGCAGUAGCAAGCAGCCGCCGGCAAACGGCAGUAGCAGCGAUAGCAGCAGUAGCGGAGGGCCGCCCUCACAGCACCACGCAACGGCGCAACCCGGGCGAGCGCAGUCGGAGGCGGAGCGGCCGGGCGGCAGUAGCGGCAGUAGCGGCAGUAGCAGCGGUAGCGGCAGUAGCAGCAGCCGCCCCCACCGGCGGCCCAAGGAGGUGCCCGACCCCAAUUUCCCGCGCUUCGAGUCGCUGCAGGGCGACGCCUUCUUUGAGGCCAUCGCCGGCGACCCGCUGGCCGCUGAGGGGCGGCUGGGGGGCCGGGUGUACUUCACAGUCUUCCGACCCAACCUGGAGCACAUGCAGUGGACCCACCACGGUGGCACGGGCGCCGGCGGCGGCAGUAGCGACGGCGGCGGCGGCAGUAGCGGCAGUAGCGGCAGUAGCGGCAGUGCGGGCGGCGGUGGCGCGGGGGGUGGGGGUGGCGGUGGUGACGGCACCGCGACCGGCGGCGAUGCCGGCGGCGGCGGGGCUGGGGCUGGGCGGAGCGGCAAGGCAGCGGCUCAGCGAGGGGGGAAGGAGAGGCCCCGCCGGCGCCUGCUGUCGGCCGCGGAGGGCGGGGGCCCGGGCCUGCCUGCUGCAGGCGAGGAGGAGGGGGAGGAGGAGGAGCGGGAGGAGGGGGGCUGGGCUGAUGCGGCGGAGGCGCCUGCCGGCCAGCCCUCCUCGCCGCAGCAGCAGAUCAGGCAACAGGCGGCCCUGCACAGGCGGCGGGUGCUGGGGCGGCAGCAGCAGCAGCAGCGGCAACUCGAGAAACAGGAGAACCUGGAGUAUCAGCACCUGGAGCAGGAGCAGCAAGAAGUGGAGGAGGGGCGGCAAGAGGUGCGUCGGAGGCGGCGGCUGCAGCAAGGGCCGGCGGACGGCGGCGGCGACGGCGGCGGCGGUAGCGGCGGCGGUGCGGUGGCGGUGCGGCAGGAGCGCGAGCAGCAGCACGCCGGCGGCGCAGAUGCGGCGGGCGGUGUGGAUUACGAUUACGGGGCGGAGGAGGAGGAGGCGGAGGAGGAGGCGGAGCCGCGGGACUAUGGCGAGCCCAGCCACGCCUACGUGUACACCUUCUGGUUCUUCUACCCCUUCAACGGCUGCAGUAACCAGUUGAUGGCCACUCGGUUCGCGGGCCGACACCAGGGGGCCGAGUACUUCAUAUGCCCGCUGGGGGUGCACGAGGGCGACUGGGAGCAUCUCAAGGUGUACGUGUGUGAGGACGGCAUGGCGGCUGCAGCAGACGAGGAGGCGGCGGCAGAAGCGGCAGCAGCUGCUACAGCCGGGGCUGCUGCAGCUGGCCGCAAGGGCGAUGCUGCUACAGCCGGCAACGCGACGUUGUCUGACGUGUCGGGCGCCAUCGCGGCGUUGCAGUACAGUCAGCACACGUGGCUGCCCACGUACGACUGCACCCGGGGCGAGUGCUCCUUCGCGCCCGACCCCGACCGCCCCCACCUGCAGCGGCCGCUGGUUUACAGCGGCCUGCACAGCCACGCCAACAGCCCGCACCUCAGCCACCUAAAUGUGUACGCCAAGAUCAACUUCAAGCAGCUCCUCAACUUCGACGGCAUCUAUGUGGCCGACCGAUACGCCGCGGGAGGCCCGGUCUUCGUGCCCUCGCCCGCAAACACACCCUGGCUGCCCUUCCCGCACCAGAUGAGCGGGCAGCAGGCAGCAGCGGCGCUGCGGCCGGGUGGCGAGCUGGCGUGGACCCAGUACAUGGGCAACUGGGGCGUGCCGCUCACCAGCCCCAACUUCUCAAUGACCUGCCUCACCCACCACCUCACACACGCCGGCCCCUGCGACCCACGCAACCCGCCCGUGUUCAUCCUGGAUCGACUACUGGGCGGAGUGGCGGCCGACCCGCGACACAUCACAUGGACUCCUGUGCUCAGCCCCAAGCGGGUUGCGCCGGAGCUGGGUGAGGGCAUCACCGCGCCGCACGUGCGCCGCGCCGCCGCCGCCGUCUGGGAGCGCGAGCUGGCGGCGCCGCUGUGGGACGACAAGGAGCCGCUGCCGGGCAUAGGCAUCAGUCUGGCGGCGCUGUCACGCGACACGUCCAGCCUGGCCUGCCCGCUGACGGAGGACGCACACCGCACCGGGCUGGGCGGCCUGGCGGCGGACCCCAGGGUGGGGCGGCGGCUGAGGGCCUUCGUAGCGGCGGCCACAGUGGCGAUUGUGGCGGCGGCGGCUCUGAGCGCCCUGGUUGUCAAGUGCAUGCCGCUACUGCUGGCACCCCACCACUCCCACAACCAUCACAACCACCACAACCACCACCACGCCCGCCACAACUACCACGGCGGCGGCGGCAGCGGUUACAACCCCCACCACGACGGACGGGCGGUGUACGGCGUUGUGUACGGAAAGUACGAUCAUCAUGACACGGAUGAUGUCGUGCCGCCGCCGUACGGUGCGCCGCCGCUGCCGAUGCCUUUGCCGUACGGCGGCGGCGGCGGCGGCCCGGAUCCGUUUCGGCAGGCUGCUGGUGGCAGCAUGAUGGCGGCGGCCGCGGGGGAUCAGUUGGUGGGCUCGGGUAAAGGCGGGCGUGGCGUGCCACGGCGGCGGGCUGGCGGCGCCGCCAGUGGCCUCAGCCGCAGCCCGUCAUCGCAAUCGCUGUACUCGUCAGAUUCGUACAGCAGCUUCGAAUCGUACGGCCGCGGUACGCCGCGCGGCAGCGGCGAGUACGGCGGCCGCGAUGCAGCGGGCCGCGUGGCAGACAUGGAGAGGGGCGGCGCCGGCAGCGGCGGCGCCGGCGCCGGCGGCGGCGGCGCCGGCGCCGGCGGCGGCAAUGCAAUGGGUCGUGGCGGCGAGUGGAAUGGGGGGCCGGGCUCGGCGGCCGCACUGCAGCAGGGGCCCGGAGGGCCUAGGAGGGCCGAGCCUGUGGUGGCGGCGGCGGGGUUGGGCGCCGGCAAUAGCUUUCGCGACCGGACGGCGGGCGGCGGCUUGCCGCCCCGGCUAGGCUCCCUAGGUGGCGGCGGCGGCGGUGGCAGCGGUGGCGGCGGCUCCGGGGCCGCGGCAGCAACGGGUCCUGAUGGCGGCGGUGGAGGCGGCGGCGUCGGCGCUUCGUUCUCCGGCGGGGUGUUUUCCAUCGCCUCGCCAGUGACGGCUGCGGCGCUGGCGGCGGCUGGGGCGGCGGAGGGCAGCCGCCACAGUGUGGGCGACGGCAGCCGAGGCGGCGGCGGCGGCGGUGACGGCGGCGGCGGCGGAGACCCCGAGCAUCAGCCGCUGCUGCUGGGGGGCCGGCGGCGGGGCGGCGGGGAGGAUGAUGACGAUGGCGAGGGCAAGCCGCGGCGAGCCACCCGGUGGGGCGCUCUGCGGCGUCUGGCGCCUCCCGCGCUGGCGCUGCUGCCGCUGCUGGCGUGGAGGGGGUGCCGCGGCGGUGCGGUGUGGCUGCUGUGCCGCCUGCCCACAGCCCUGUGCUGCUUCUGGCGGCGCGGCGGCAAGGGCGGUCCCGCGGACGGUGCCGCGGCGGCCUCUGGCGGCGGCGGCGGCGGCGGCGGCGGCAGUGGGCGGCGGCGGCGGCGGGGUCUGGGGCCGUACCUUCUGGGUUGCGCCGUACAACCGGAGAGGCGGCUGCUGUGGCUGUCACUCGGCAUCAUGGCUUACUCGCUGGGCCUGAUCCUGUCGGCACAGGGCCUGCUCCAGACGCUGCACGCGCUGCGCAAUCUGCUGCUGCGCGGCCUGUGGGCCAUUGCGGGGCUGGAGGGUGUGUUUGUGGGGCUGCUGGCGGUGGGCGGUGUGGUGGAGCUGACAGCCAUGGUGGCGGCCGUAUGCAUGCAGCCAAAGCCCCCCUCCGAGCCCAACCACCACCACCAUCGCCACCACCACCACCACGGCACCUCCUCUGCCGCUGCCGCCGCCGGCUCCGCCCCGCGCCUCGCCCGCCGCACCUCCCAGGCAGCCGCCGGUUCCGCCGCCGCCGCCGGCCUCGCCGCCGCCUCCACGCCGCUUCUGCCCACGCUGACCGCCGCGGGCAGCGCCGAACUCGAUGCUGGGGGCCGAGGGGGCGUGGCGGCAGCACGGGACUCCUCUUUCUCGCAGGAUCGGGCGGGAGCGGGGGCGGGGGCGGGAGCGGGAGGGGAUCUUUCGGAUCUGGAUCGAGCAUCUGUGGCAUCCUCGUCUCUGGGACACGCGUACUCCAUGCCUGGAUUCUGGAUUCCGCUGCCCGGCGGCGGCGGCGGUUAUUAUCCCGUACCCGGCGGCCUGCAACUGCCGUCGGGCGCCGCUGUCGCGGCGACGGCGGCGGCGGCUACUGCGGCCGCCGCCACCGCGGCCUCGGCGGCGGCGGCGGCGGCGGCCACGGCGGCGGCGCGGGUGCCUUGGCGCACGUUGGCGUUACUGGCGGCGGUUGGUUACAUGGAGGUUGCUGCGGCUCUGCACCUGUUGGGCUUUGGCCUGGCGCUGUGGGUGGGGGUGCUGGGUGCCAGCGAGGGAUGCAGCGCGGCGGUACAGGGCCUGUACCGCGUCAUCUCCUUCUCGCCCGACGUGUGUUUGGACCUGUCAGUCAUUGGCGUGCCGGGACCGCGCUGCGGCGGCGACCUGAUGCGCAUGUGCAACGUGUGGCGGCAGCUGCAGCUGUCCGGCCUCCUGUACGGCAGCUUACUCAUCAUCGCCGCCCGCCUGCUACUGCUCAUCAUGGCUACAGCCAACUACUACAGCCGCCACGCCGUGCUGCUGCCGUUGCUACUGCCGGGCCUGGGGCACCACCACCACCACCAGCACCACCCGGGGCACCACGACCCGCACGGACAAGGACAGAUGGUGGUGGGGGGCAGGGAGGGAGGCACAGGCGGCGCGGAAGCAGGCGGCGGGCGGGAGGCCAGGAUGCAGCAGCGGCAGCGCCGCCACGCGAGCAGAUCUGGCGGUGAGGGCGGCGGCGGCGGGAAGGUGUCAGCAGGCGAGGGCCUGGGGGGAGAUGGGAGGUCGAGGGACCGCGUGCCGCCGCCGUCGGGAUGGGCACGCGACGGAAACGCGCUGGCGGGUGCGGGGGGUCAGGAGCCGCGGCGGCGCGGCCGCCGGCACGGCGACGGAGGCGACGGAGGUGGCGGCGGCGGCGGCGGCGGCGGCGCGGAUGCGGAAGAGGCCGCUGCGGCUGGCGGCGGCGGCGGCGGCGGUGGUGGUGGUGGUGGUGCUGGCAAGGCGGCGCGUGCCGCUAGUGGCGGCGUGUCUUCUCGCCCCAAGCGGGCAGGCAGCGGCACCUUGAACCAUGGGACCGGCGGCGCGGCGGCUGGCGGCGGCGGAGUUGUGGACGCGGCGGCGGCGGCGCUCGGCGGCGGCGCCGCGGCGGCGGCAGCCCUGUCGGCGCCGUCGGUUGUGCUGCGCCCCAGGCACGUGCGUAGCGGCAGCGGCGCGGGCACGGGCGGGUCACUGCCGACGCUGGGGCUGGAGAUUCGAGACAGGGUGGUGGGUUUCGGUGGAGGUGCGGGUGCUGGUGGCGGGGACUCGGCUGGUGCGGGUGGCGUUGGCGGCUCUGCGGCGGCAGGGGCAGCAGCAGGGGCGGCGGCAGGGCUGCUGCUGCCACAGUCGGCUGUGGGUGCUGCGGGGGCGCUGGGUGGCGCGGGGGCGGCGGCGGGAGGCGGCGGGCCAGGAGGGCAGGUUGUGGUGGAGAUGGCGGGCCUAGGAGGCAUGGCGGCUGGCGGUGGCGGCGGCGGUGCGGCGGAGAAGAAGAAGGGCUCGCGUUGGCUGUUUGGGUUUUGAGGCGCGAGUGAAUGAACCCAUGUGGAUUUGGGCUGCAGCGUUAACCGUCUGAAGCAGCGGUGUGAUCUGGGAGAUCAAUCUCUCGACGCACAUGUGGAUCGGCGGCGGUCAGGGCAUGUGUGGUGAUAGGGGUGCAUGCACGGACGACAGAUUGAUUCCCGGCGUGCGUGGCUGACAAGCUGCGAUGCUGCUGAAACCCUUAACCCACUGAAUGUGUGCAUGUGAAACCAUAAGCCGGUGAUAAGCGCUUGCAAGGACCCGAUCCAUCCGUCCAUGCGGUUUGCCCUCCGGCCCUCCCCCUCUGUGAGUUUAUGAGCAAUCGUUC